Messenger RNA from Besnoitia besnoiti, 1758 nucleotides. RefSeq names its product putative aminotransferase. Gene Ontology annotation, molecular function: L-alanine:2-oxoglutarate transaminase activity; pyridoxal phosphate binding. Bases 1 to 1758 code for a protein of 585 amino acids. The transcript is spliced from 8 exons. Gene Ontology annotation, biological process: biosynthetic process. Lineage: Eukaryota; Apicomplexa; Conoidasida; Eucoccidiorida; Sarcocystidae. The record is from RefSeq and is a predicted model, not a curated record.
AUGGCCGAUGUGUCUGCUAUCGCCUCGCAUUCCCAGCAGCAAUUCAAAGGGUCACUUGCUGAAUCGUCGAUACCCCCGACACGCAGUUGUUCAAGGACACCGGCAACUAUGUCGCCCCCGCCUGAAACUAAAACUUGUGGGACCGUUUCCGGCGGCUGUCCUGACGGGCUAGUGAAGGAUGAACAUAUUGACGGUCGGGGGAGUAUCGAAGAGAAAGAAGCAGAGAAUGGAGGACGCCGCAGCCCUCAGCCAACUUUAACUUUGCUUUCUCUUUCGAAGCGCAUAGUCGAUUGCAAGUAUGCAGUCAGAGGUCCCAUUGUGCGCCGAGCCCUCCAGUUACAAAAGGGACUCAAAACGGAGCCGAACUCGUUCCCUUUCAAGAAAUUGAUCCACGUCAACACGGGAGAUCCACAAGGAUUGGGCCAGCUUCCGAUUUCGUACUAUAGGAAGGUCAUGGCUUGUGUCAUGUAUCCUCCCUUGAUGGGUGUUCCUCUUGGAUACAACCAUUUGGCCGCCAAUGAAAGUGAACCAGACGUGACAGAGUCGUUGUCUGCGGAGGAGCGUGGUAUCGCAGCUGCCGCAUCUCCGUGGUUUCCCGACGACGUCAUGGAGAAGAGUUGGCGUUACAUGCGGGCCAUGGGAUCGAUAGGCGCGUAUACGCACUCCCAAGGGCUCCCCUUGUUUCGUCAAGACAUCGCCGCUUGGAUGGAGCGGAGAGAUGGCAUUCCCACCAACCCGGACAAUAUAUUCCUUACCGACGGCGCCUCGUCGGCAAUUCGCCUUGCUCUGGAACUCCUCUUGCGCCAAACAAACGAUGGAGUUUUGAUACCAGUGCCACAGUACCCUCUAUACGCCGGUCUAGUCAUUCGUAUGGGUGGCCUCGCUCUCCCAUAUUUUCUGGAAGAAGAAACAGGGUGGUCUCUCUCGAUUCAGUCGAUUGAGGAAGCAAUGGAGAACGCAAAAGACAGAGGCAUCUGCGUUAGAGGGCUUGUUCUCAUUAAUCCUGGCAAUCCGACCGGCACAGUUCUGACCGAAGAAGAGAUCCGACAAGUAAUUGAUCUCUGCAGAAGAGAACGUUUGGUUCUCUUGGCAGACGAAGUCUACCAGGACAACGUGUACUGUGGCCUCCCGUUUAUUUCCGUCAGAAAGGUGCUGCACCAAAUGGAGGCCAGCGUCUCAGUCUUCAGUUUUCACAGCAGCAGCAAGGGCCUCGUUGGAGAGUGCGGACUUAGAGGAGGCAUGGUACACGUGGACACUGUUGAUGAGGAUGUCCGCAUGGAGAUGUAUAAAUUGGUCAGCAUGUUCAUGUGCGGGAACACCCUUGGCCAGUUAGCCAUGGCGUGUAUUUGUUCGCCUCCAAAGCCGGGAGAUGCUUCGUACGAACAGUUUCAGCGAGAGCGACAAGCAAUCUACAAUUCCAUGAAGACCAAGGCCAAACUUGUCCACGACGAGCUGAACAAAAUCGAUGGAGUCUGCUGUCAGCCAAUCGCCGGCUCCGUCUUCGGUUUCCCACAGUUUGUCAUGCCGCCAGGCGCUUUCAGGGAAGCAACACGGCAGCGUGUAGAACCAGACCUUCUGUUCUGCCUGGAACUCUUGGAGGCAACGGGAAUUGUAACCGUGCCAGGCAGUGGAUUCGGACAAAGACGAGGCACAUACCAUGUUCGAAUUUGUAUAUUGCCCGAGGAGCAUUUGCUCGUUGAUAUGCUGGGGAAGUUCAGAGACUUCUACAAAGCAUUCGUCAAGAAAUAUUCAGAGUGA